This is a messenger RNA of Musa acuminata subsp. malaccensis (wild Malaysian banana), 774 nucleotides long. RefSeq lists its product as uncharacterized. NCBI's taxonomy places the organism in Eukaryota, Viridiplantae, Streptophyta, Magnoliopsida, Zingiberales, Musaceae. The record is from RefSeq and is a predicted model, not a curated record.
UCAUCAACGGAGCUCUGCUUUGGGGAAGCUGUGGAGAAGGAAGGAGGCACAUGGAGGGAGGCGGCGGCGAGGAGCUUGCGGUGGGCUGCGUCCUCUCCCUGAGAACAACUCUCGGGGACGAGAUCGAAGGCCAAAUCGUUGCCUACGACCGCCCCUCCAACAUCCUCGUCAUCCGAUGCUCACAAGAAGGCAGUUCGAAUGCGGGGGCUCGAAGGAACAUUCGACUUCUGAAGGCCAACUACAUCCAGGACUUCACGUAUCUGAAGAAAGCGGAGGACCCCCUUGACCUCAACAAGUGCUACAUCGAUCUUGCCGGUCUCCAGGCCAGAGAAGAGGCUUCUUUGAGACAAGCAGAGAUUGAAGCUGAGCGGAUUGGUGUUGGGGUCACUAGCGAGGCUCAAAGUCUUUUUGAUGCAUUGUCUAAGACGCUUCCUGUCCGCUGGGAUAAGACUGUCAUUGUUGUUAUGAAUGAAGUCCGUGUCAGCAUCCCAUAUCUCCCGGAAAAUGUUACUGGAGGAACGCCUGCUGCCAAUGAUCGGGUGAAGAAAGUGCUUGAAUUUGAGAGGAAAAGGCUGCAAGCUCGUGGUCCUGGCCAGUUCUGAUCAUUGUAUAUUAUUAUUGAGCUCAGGUGUAUGAGUUAGUUUCUAAAGCCUUAGUUAAAGGAUGUUAUAGCAACCUUGUGUCUAUGUUAACUUCACCUUGUAUGAGCAACAUUAUAAGCAUCUACAAAUUGCUUCAUCAUGAAAAAUUGAGUUGUACUAGCUUAAUUUCAAA